AAAGUUACAAUGCUGUUACAGGGAAGGGAUAAAACGCUACGCGGAUACAUCAAUGCUCGUGGAGGUCGUUUUAAAAAAAUCUUCUGACUUGCACUUUGUGCAUAUUUGUGCUUAUUCCAGAGAUUAUACAUUACAGACCUCUGAGGAUCCAGGUAGGACGCUUGAACCAUGCCCAGGAAGAAGAUUGUGCGUCGAAUUGCGGAGAUGGCCCGAAAGAUCCGCGAGUAUCGCGCCCUGAAAGAACGGCCCACUGACUCGCAGAAGUACGCGUUGGACUACGAGACCAUGACACGGCCGUACACCGGCAAGAGACUGCCUAUUCUGGCAUGGGAAUCCGUGCGGAGAGAGAGUCGCCUCUUCUCUUUGCUGGCUGGCAUCCGUCUCUUUGGGGUUGGGCGAAUCGUCACUCGUACUUCCUGGUUGUCUGACCACAAGGAGCCCUGCUACUGGAAGAUCACCAAGGCUAAAGUGGACUACACUGGAGAGAACAUGGACCAUGGGAAAGCAUGGGGAAUACUUACUUUCAAAGGAAAAGAGGAGAGUGAGGUGAAGGAGAUGGACAAGGUGAUGUAUCAUGACUGGCGUGUCGUGCCGAAGCACGAAGAGGAGGAGUUCACGCGCUUCACGCCCGUCCCUGACCGCGACACCGGGCCGAGCCGGGUGCCCUACCCACCGCUGCUGCGCGCCAUGAUUCUGGCUCAGAGACGCAGAGGAGGAGAGACCGUGACCCAAGAGCCCACCAUCGACUUGCACAGGCACGUCGUUCUCAACAAAGAAUACUUCCAGAACAAGGAGAAGCAGAGAGGGGGGCCGGCUUCCUGAAAGAGCGGUUGUGGGGAACGCAGAAAGGGCGUGGCUGAGGCUACCGUCGAUGAACUCGGAGCUCAUUCCAAUCCCUUCUUUUUCUCUUCUUUUUCCUUUUCCUUCCUCCUUUUCUUGCCACUAGCUCCACCUAUCGGGAGGGGCUAGGAAAAGGUGAAAGAAAAAGCAGUAAAGAUGGGGAUAUGGAGAAUGUGAAUUCGGCAGAUGGAAUGCCCUUCAAACAUCCACAUGUUGAUCGUUAAUACGUCAGGCUUUCUGAAAAAAGAAGAAAAAAAAACUUCCACAAAAGGAUGCGCUGAUGUUUUCUUGCUCAAAGAAAAGAUUGGGAGUUCCUAACCUGUACUUCUAGCUCCUAGAAGGAAUAUUUAAGGGGUUGGAAUUGAAGAAGGCGGAGCUCGAUCGGUUUUGGGGUCAGGAGCAAGGAAAGAAAAAUGAGCGAUUGGAAUGAGCCCUCUGUCUGUGCUGCGUCAGUACAGAUCAGCCAACGAGUGAGCAACAACAGACGAAUUUGACGACUUAGAUUGGGCUGGUUUGUGGGAUCAUGUCAAGUGACUCUCCUGUUACCUUGUCAAGUGAAACGACACAAUUUCCAGUUUCCACAUCCAUAACUGUGUGUUGGCUGUACCUUUCUCACACGCUUGGUUUCUGUUGCACUGAAAUAUUUCAAUAAAGUGUAAAAUUAUAUUUAA
Molecule: messenger RNA, 1511 nt
Organism: Conger conger (European conger)
Lineage: Eukaryota; Metazoa; Chordata; Actinopteri; Anguilliformes; Congridae
Gene: mrps34
Product: mitochondrial ribosomal protein S34
Exons: 4
Coding region: 169-822 (217 amino acids)
Biological process (GO): mitochondrial translation
Cellular component (GO): mitochondrial small ribosomal subunit; mitochondrion
Molecular function (GO): structural constituent of ribosome
Source: RefSeq, a predicted model, not a curated record